GUGUGCGAGUGCGCGUGUGAGUGAGCUUUCGUGUAAGAUACAUGCGUACGUGUAUAAUUUCUUUGGGUAUUUCUUCAGAAACAUCAUUACUUUUAUUAAUGAGAGGAGGCUCGACUGAGAAAAUAUGUCACCCACAAGUGCACAACCCUAUUAUCCUCCUCCUCUACAGCCCGCUAUAAGAACAAAACCUCUCCAUUAUAUACCAUCACUUUUAUUAAUGAGAGGAGGCUCUACCAAGAAACUAUGUUGUCCAGCCACAACUCUAUUAUCUUUCCUCUCUAGCUCACUGUAAGAACAAAACCUCUCAAGCCAGGACCAGGAUGGGAGGAGGGAUUAGCAAGAAAAGGAGGUAUCUUUGCAAGCGAGAGUUUAUGUUUUUGAAAGAGAGAGUGAAGAUUCUGCAGGAGGAGAUGAAGCAGAUGGUGUAUGAGAGGGAGAAAGAGAGCAUGAGCUAUGAGAGAGACAUGAUGCUGUUCACUUUCAAGGAGGCAGAUUGGAAGCAAGAGAGGAAGAGGCUGAGAGAGGAGGUGAGGCACCUCAGGAUGGUUCUGCAGGAGAAGGAAGAUCAGAUCAGAGAAUUUAAAGAGCUGGGAAACGACUUCGACAACAGCAACAAUAACAAUCAUAAAGAGUUGGAACUGAUGGGGACUAAGCUUCUGGUUCAGAAAAUGAAGGAAGAGAGGGUAUGGAGAGAUGAGGCUGUGGAGAAAUGGAAGCAACUAUACCUUGCAAUCAAGACUGAGCUUGAUGACCUCAUUCAGAGAACUUAUGGGGAUGGCUUGUUGUGGAAAGCAGAGGAAGAUGAGAUCCAGAUUGAAAAUCUGAAGAGGGAAUUGCAAGAAAAGGAUGAAGCCAUGGAAGCCUUGAAAGCUCAAUUAGCUUCAAUGGAGUACGAGAAGAACAGGACAGAGAGAGAGUUUGACAUGCUAAGGCAGAGCUUGAGGAUCAUGAAUGGUAGCAGUAUGAUUUCAAUUCCAGUGAAAGAGAAGCUCUUCAAAAGCAAAUAUGGAAGAUGAAUUGACGUCUCUUUUAUGCACAACUGAUCAACAAUGUGGCAGAAUAUGUAUUAAUUGCUUAUUCUAUACUGAGUUAGAUUGUAUCUUGCGACCACUGGCUUUUAUUUUUCACUUUUCUUUAGAAAAUAAGAGUACGAAGAUGGUUUUACUGAAGAAGAAGGUUCAUUUUUGAGCCUAAUAAGGCAGAUGAACAAGUUGUUCAUAAGCACUGGUAAUCCGCAAGAAGAUAAUUUGUCCACUUCUUUAACUUUUUUACUCUGUUUCAUUAGCAUAGCCGAACGAAAUUUCAUUCUUACCAGAAAGUUUCUGUUGUGCU
Prosopis cineraria is the source of this 1332-nucleotide messenger RNA. RefSeq lists its product as uncharacterized. The record is from RefSeq and is a predicted model, not a curated record. NCBI's taxonomy places the organism in Eukaryota, Viridiplantae, Streptophyta, Magnoliopsida, Fabales, Fabaceae. The coding region runs from base 321 to 1016 and encodes 231 amino acids. The transcript has 2 exons.